Notolabrus celidotus (New Zealand spotty) is the source of this 2555-nucleotide messenger RNA. Its product is annotated as piggyBac transposable element-derived protein 4-like. NCBI's taxonomy places the organism in Eukaryota, Metazoa, Chordata, Actinopteri, Labriformes, Labridae. The record is from RefSeq and is a predicted model, not a curated record. The transcript is spliced from 2 exons. The coding region runs from base 536 to 2383 and encodes 615 amino acids.
UCUGGUCUACAUGGAAUGAAAACUAUCCCUGGACCCUGCUGGUAGGGGACUCUGCUGAUAGGGGACUUUUCUUGUUUUGUUUUUUUCUAAUCCAACAUGGCUUCCGAUGAGAGCUGCACGCGAGCUACAGUGCGAUCGUAUCUUCCCCGAGGCUUUUUAAUCCAGCCUGGAGCUUCAGGACCGUCUUGAGAGGCUUUGCAGAAUACCUCCACAUUAAUGCAUCUACCCUGGGACGUUCUUUUGCUCUUAGAAAACAGCUUUUCGAGUUGAAAACUGCCACUGGUUUCAUUAGCCUCACUCUUAGCCUUCCCAUAAUGCAUUUCGGUUGAAACUGGGGCCAAUCAGAGCUUGUGUUGUUCUCUUCUUGGCCAAUCAGAGACGGCGUUUCUGAAGUAUGGCUGAGCCCGGUGUUGAAAGUUGCAGUAGCAAAACGCUAUAAAACAACAUUAAAGUAAAGGGGAAGUUUCUGUACCUGAGAGUACGGGCAUUGUCUGUGUCAUGUCAUCACGGGAGUCUGGAAAAGGAGCAGAUAAACAUGAACACAUGUGACAUCAAACUAGAAACCAACGGGGGAGCGGAGGGAGAGCUCCCUGUGGAGAGGGGAGAACAUGAUGUGGAGUCCGGAGCAGAGAGUUUCCUCACAGAUGAUGAGCUUGCAUACCAACAAGGAAUGGAUCCAGUUGAGGAUGUUGAUACUGAAGAUGAAGACUUGCCUUGCAGCUCAGCUGAAACUGCCAGAAACCACACAUCUACCCAGUGUGACCGAAGAUCAAGACCCAGAUCACCUCAAUCCCAGGAUAGAUCCCGAUCCCCGAUCCAGUUAAGGUCUGGGCCAGGAGACACAGCCUCAUCCUGGAAAUCAGAAAGAGAUCUUGACAUUGUUCCAAAAUCCAUAAGGUUCACCCCAGCAAGACCCCCUGGACAUCAGCUCAACACUAACAGCACAUACACUCCACUGGACCUUUUCAAACUGUUUUUGAGCAACGAAGCAGCUUCCACCAUUUCUAAUCACACAAAUAAACAAGCUGCUAAAAAUGUUGCCUGUGGCAAAAAAUAUUCUUGGACUGACCUCAACAGACAGGAGUUUUUUAAGUUUGUGGGGCUGACUUUUUAUUUUGCCUUGGUGAAGCUUGAAAACAUUCAGGGGUACUGGAAGAGAAACACCAUUUUUAGUGUGCCGUUUCCAGCCAACGUCAUGGUUCGGGACAGGUUUCGGAUGAUAUUGUGGAACAUCCACAUGAGCGAUCCAGAGGAGGAUGUCGAGAAUGAUAAAAAGAAAGGGACCCCAGGAUAUGACCACCUGUUUCGACUGAGGCCCUUUCUUGACAACCUCAAACAUGCUUUCAGAACAUAUUAUCAUCCAAAACAGAACCUCACAGUCCAGGAGAAGGUGGUGACAAAGGCACAUUAUGGAUUUACACAUUUCAUGAAGCCAAAACCCAAAGCCAAGAGAGAUUUCAAACUGUUCGUUUUGUCCGACUGCAGCAAUGGCUACACAUUGGACAUUUCCGUGUACACCGGAAAGGGGGAGUUUGCCUCAGGUGUUGGACUUGCUUACGACUCUGUUAUGUCCCUGAUAAAGCCAGCCCAUCUGGGACAGGGCUACCAUCUGUAUGUGGAUCAGUUCUACACCAGUACAAAACUCUUCAAGGACCUGCAUAGCAUGAACAUAGGGGCGUGUGGCAUGUACAGAGACAAAAGGAAACACUUCCCCCGCACAAAAUCUAACGCUCUGAGGAAAAGUUCCCCCAGAGGCUCCAUCAGGUGGAUCCGUGAAGACCCACUGUUGUUUGUGAAGUGGAAGGACACAAGUGAGGUCUCUGUGUGCUCCACAAUCCACCAGGCGCGCGCUGGUAACUUGGUGAGGAGGAGAGAAAGAAUCAAAAGUUCAGAAAUUCUCACCAAAUACAUCACAUGCCCGUCACCGGUCUUGGAGUACAACAAACAGACAGUUGGUGUUGAAUCGUUCGACCAUCUGAUUCAGUACUUCUCUACGCAUCAUGAAAGCAUACGCUGGUACCGCACGUUGUUCUUCCAGCUCCUGGACAUUGCUGUCACAAACAGCUUCAUCCUUCACAAGGAGCUCUGCAAGGAGAAGCAGGAGGAGCCCAUGAAUCACAGAGCCUUCCUGGAGGAGCUGACGGCUCAGCUGUGUGGUGUAACAGUCGCGGCCCCUGCAGCAAAAGCGCAGUGCAGCCACAUGCCUGUGGCGAUCUCGCAGCAAAGUGAUUCAAGCAAGAAGGCUUCUUACGGACGUAAAACCUGCAUUCGCUGUAGGCAGACCAGGAAGCUCAACCUGUCCACACCAUGGAAGUGUAAAGAGUGCGACGUGGCGCUCUGUCUCAUCCAAGAUAGGAACUGCUUUGAUGCAUGGCACAGCUAGCUAUGUGUCAGGGAAAACCAGAUUGAGAUAGAUGGAUAGAAUGUUAAGAAUGAUGUGUUGGGGAAAUUUUUAUUUUUGUACUCUGAUUGUCGAGAGGGACCAGCUUUCAAAAACCAAAUAUCUUGCUAACUUUUGUUAUCUGUCACGUUGCAAUAAAGUUCUCUAAAAUGCA